Lagopus leucura (white-tailed ptarmigan) is the source of this 3695-nucleotide messenger RNA. RefSeq names its product PAX interacting protein 1 (gene PAXIP1). The transcript has 21 exons. The record is from RefSeq and is a predicted model, not a curated record. Gene Ontology annotation, cellular component: nucleus. NCBI's taxonomy places the organism in Eukaryota, Metazoa, Chordata, Aves, Galliformes, Phasianidae. Gene Ontology annotation, biological process: positive regulation of transcription initiation by RNA polymerase II. Bases 53 to 3265 code for a protein of 1070 amino acids.
CAGCGGGAGGAGCGAGGCGGCGGAGAGACGCGCCGUGCGGGCGGCCGGCACCAUGUCGGCGGACGAGGAAGAGCUGAAAGUCCCGGAGGAGAUGUUCAAAGACGUCAAGUUCUUCACGGUGGGAGACAUCGACCCGAAGGUUAUUCAACUUCUGAAAGCUGGGAAAGCAAAGGAAGUCUCUUACAAUGCGCUGGCCUCGCAUAUUAUUUCAGAAGAUGGAGACCAUCCGGAGGUUGGAGAAUCUCGUGAAGUUUUUGAUCUCCCUGUGGUAAAGCCUUCCUGGGUGAUCCUGUCUGUUCGCUGUGGAGCUCUCCUUCCUGUUAAUGGCUUCUCUCCAGAAUCGUGUCAGACCUUUUUUGGAGUUACUGCCUGUCUCUCUCAGGUUUCAUCUGAAGACCGAAAUACGCUGUGGGCUUUGAUUACUUUUUAUGGUGGGAAUUGCCAGCUGAACCUGAAUAAGAAGUGUACUCACUUGAUUGUGCCUGAGCCAAAAGGGGAGAAAUAUGAAUGUGCUUGUAAGCAUGACAGCAUUAAAAUUGUGACACCAGAGUGGGUAUUGGAUUCUAUAGCUGAUAAAGCUAAAAAAGAAGAGACUCCGUAUCAUCCUCGUUUAAUUAUAUAUGAGGAAGAAGAGGAGGAGGAGGAGGAAGAGGAGGAAGAAGCAGAAAAUGAAGAGCAGGAUUCUCAAAAUGAAGCUAGUACUGAUGAAAAGUUAUCAAGUCCAGCAUCUUCGCGAGAAGGAUCACCUUUGGGUGAUCAAGGCUUUUCACCAAAAUCUACUACUGCUGAUAAGGCAAAAGGGGAACUGAUGUUUGAUGAUUCUUCAGAUUCUUCUCCAGAAAAGCAGGAGAGGAAUUUGAAUUGGACACCAGCUGAAGUUCCGCAGGCAUCCACAGCAAAGCGUAGGUUGCCUCAAGGGAAAGACUCUGGGUUAAUUAAUUUGUGUGCCAAUGUCCCACCGGUGCCAGGUAAUAUCUUGCCUCCAGACAUGAGAGGCAACUUAAUGGCUUCGGUACAAGGUGCCCAAAGUUCUGACCGACAGGAAAUGAUGGCUGCGUGGAGUCCAGCAGUGCGGACAUUGAGGAAUAUUACUAAUAGUGCUGAUAUUCAGCAGAUUAAUAGACCAUCAAAUGUAGCACAUAUAUUGCAAUCACUUUCAGCACCUACAAAAAGUUUAGAACAGCAAGUAAAUCAUAGCCAACAGGGACAUCCAAACGCAGUGCUGUUUAGUCAAGUGAAACUAACACCAGAGACACAUUUGUUGCAGCAGACACAUCAAGCACAGCAGCAACAACAGCACCAUCCUCUUUUACAUCUUCAACCUCAGCAACUUAUGCAGUUACAGCAGCAGCAGCAACCCCAGAUCUCCCAGCAGUCUUUCCAGCAGCAACAGACUCAUCAGUUCUCACAACAGCAACAAGUUCAUCAGCAGCACCAGUUUGCACAACAGCAGCUUCAGUUUCCUCAGCAGCAGUUACAUGCUCAACAACAGCUACACCGUCCUCAGCAGCAGCUUCAGUUCCAACAGCAGCAUGCUUUGCAACAGCAACUUCAUCAGUUGCAGCAGCAGCAGCUACAGCAGCAACAGCUGCAGCAGCUUCAGCAGCAGAACCUUCAGCAACAGCAGCUACAGCAUCAGCAACAACAAAUUCAGCAGCAGCAAUUGCAACAGCAGCACUUGCAGAGAUUACACCAACAGCAUCAGCAACAGCAAAUGCAGAAUCAGGCAACGCAGCACUUAACUCAGACAUCCCAAGCACUACAGCAUCAAGCUGUAACCCAGCAGCAGCACCAUCAGCAGCAACAGACACAACUGCAGCAGCAGCCGCUUUUUGGGCACGAUCCAUCAGUGGAGAUUCCAGAAGAUUAUUUCCUACUGGGUUGUGUCUUUGCAAUUGCUGAUUACCCAGAACAGAUGUCUGAUAAACAGCUGUUAGCAACCUGGAAACGGAUCAUUCAGGCACAUGGUGGGACUGUGGACCCUACACUUACAAGCAGGUGUACACAUCUUCUGUGUGAAAGCCAAGUCAGUAACAUGUAUGCUCAGGCUUUGAGAGAAAGGAAGAGAUGUAUUACAGCACACUGGCUGAACUCAAUUUUAAAGAAGAAGAAAAUGGUACCACCUCAUCGAGCCCUUCAUUUUCCAGUGGCAUUUCCACCAGGAGGAAAGCCAUGCUCUCAGCAUAUAAUCUCUGUGACAGGAUUUGUCGAUAGUGACAGAGAUGACCUCAAACUAAUGGCAUACCUAGCAGGUGCCAAAUACACAGGCUAUCUAUGUCGCAGCAACACAGUUCUCAUCUGUAAAGAACCCAGUGGCUUGAAGUAUGAGAAAGCCAAAGAAUGGAGAAUACCAUGUGUAAAUGCACAGUGGCUAUGUGAUAUACUGCUGGGGAACUUUGAAGCUUUACGGCAGAUACAGCACAGCCGAUACACAGCGUUCAGUCUUCAAGAUCCACUUUCUCCCAGUCAACAUUUAGUUCUAAACCUGCUGGAUGCUUGGAGAGUCCCAUUAAAGGUAUCACCAGAGCUUCUAAUGGGUGUGAGGUUGCCUUUGAAACCAAAGCAAAAUGAAUCCAGUCUUCAGCCAUCUUCCAAAAGAGCCAGGAUUGAAGACCUACCACCUCCUACUAAAAAGCUUACCCCAGAGUUGACGCCAAUGGUGCUCUUCACAGGAUUUGAACCUAUGCAAGUUCAACAGUACAUUAAGAAACUGUAUAUUCUUGGAGGUGAAGUAGCAGAAUCUGCCCAGAAAUGCACCCACCUAAUUGCCAGUAAAGUGACCCGCACUGUCAAGUUCCUGACUGCAAUUUCUGUAGUCAAGCACAUAGUAACUCCAGAGUGGUUAGAAGAGUGUUUCAAAUGCCAGAAGUUUGUUGAUGAGCAGAACUUUGUGCUGAGGGAUGCUGAAGCUGAGGUGCUUUUCUGCUUCAGUUUGGAAGAGUCCCUGAAGAGAGCACAAGUAGCUCCGCUGUUCAAGGGGAAGUAUUUUUAUAUUACACCUGGAAUUUGUCCCAGUCUUUCUACCAUGAAAGCUAUUGUGGAAUGCGCAGGAGGAAAAGUGUUAUCUAAACAGCCUUCAUUUCGAAAACUCAUGGAGCAUAAGCAGAACAAAAGUUUGCCGGAGAUAAUCUUGAUUUCCUGUGAAAAUGACCUUCACCUGUGUCGAGAGUAUUUUGCUAGAGGCAUAGAUGUCCACAAUGCUGAAUUUGUCCUCACUGGAGUUCUUACUCAAACACUGGAUUAUGAGUCAUAUAAAUUUACUUGAAGGAAUAGUAAAAUGCCUUAGUGCUUCGGAGUCCUUGGAGCAUUAAAUCCAGCUAUUCAGCCAUUGUACAAAGUAACUAAAACUUCCUGUGGACACUGUUUUCCAGCUGUUUGCCUAGGGAUGAAGAGCAGUUUAAAGCAGGGAAGCAAAAAUAAACUGCAUCAUUUUUAGGAUGUGUAAUUUUAUUAUGAGGAAACAUAAUUUACUAUGUUUUGUAUUAUACUCCCAUUUUAAAAGAUCCCACUUUAGGUAUCACAAUUAGCCAGUUUUUAAGCAUUUUAACGUUAAUGAUGGUACUUCAGCCAAAAGUGUAACUUGGGUGUAAAAAUAAAAGGGCUUGCUGUCUAUUAAAUUAUGGAUGUUGAAGAUGAAAAUGUUUUGUACUUUAUUUUUAUUUCUUAUACUCUAUUUUCUUUUAUAUUGAUAUUUU